Molecule: messenger RNA, 1148 nt
Organism: Cladocopium goreaui
Lineage: Eukaryota; Dinophyceae; Suessiales; Symbiodiniaceae
Source: the annotation of a GenBank genome assembly
AUGGAAAGCAGGCCGGUAAGCGGUCAGGUUGCUGAGACUGCCAUCAGAUUUCAGGACUCGCCUCGCUUGCUGCUCUUCUGGCCGGUGGAUGGCUCGUAUCGAACGGUGAAGCAGGUCAAAAAGAAUCUGGACUACGUCAAGUCAACUUUAGGUGCUGGUUGCUGUGACGUCUUCCUGGCGCAUUACAAAGGUGACGCGAAGCUAUUUGGAGAGGAGUGGUAUCGCCAGAAUGUCGUUGGAAACCUGAGUGGCACAGGAUACAAAUUCAAGUUCAUGCAAGCAGCCUACAACAAGGCUCAAUUUGAGGAGCCUUGGGAGACCAAGUACGACUUCGUGUGGGGCUUGGAUAGCGAUGUCGACCUCACAGGCACGAACCUCACGAAGCUCUUUCGGAUGGUGAAGCAGAGCAACGCCUUGAUCGCCGGGCCCACCUUUGUGGGUGCAGGAGUGAAUCAGAGACAUCCUGGAGGUGACCUAAAACGACGGAAGGCGCGGCCGCAAGCCCACCAGGUUGCUGAGGUGACGCCAGAUGGAUCCCGUGCCCUACUGCUGGACUUUGAUCGCAGCAACGACAAACACGUCACGGCCGAGGUCUCUAUGUCGCAGGAUAGCCAUGAUGUUGGAAGCACUUCAGGUGCUGCUAGCUCCAUUUGGCGCUUCGAACGACCGGAUCCCAACUGCGACUAUCGCCAUACGGAUUUCGUGGAGCUCACGGCGCCCAUUCUGACCAUGGCUGCCCUGCCCAUGAUCUUCAACGACUGUAGCAAAUGCAUCCACGACAAAUCUGAUUGGGGUUUGGACAUGGUGUGGUGCAACUUUUUAGCCUCCGAAGCAAAGCAAGCGAGUGGUUGUGCAUUGAUUGAUGCCACACCGGUGAACCACCUCAAUUGGAAGCAGGCCUUACCUUCGAAGGUCUUUUAUGAAGCCAACCGAGAGGUGCAUCGCAAGUACCGUCGCUUCUGGUCACAUUUCAAGACCUUAAGCUGCGUGGUGGUCGAGCCCGCAGUGGUCAUCCCACCCAUGCAGGGCUUAAACCUUGGACAUCGCCUGGUGCGCAAAGAAUCAGGAUAGAGUCAUGCCGCGACGUGAAACAUCUGACCGCAGCCCGCCGCAAGAUCCACGGCAGACACAACUGGCAAUCGCGGCAG